GGAGGCAGCUCGCAUUGCUGGGCAGGAAGUGUUCUGACUUGCUGCCUGAGGUCUUUGUGAGGCAGACAGGAAUGCUGGCGCUCCACAUUCGCCUCGGAGGGUGUGGAGGGAGCACUGCUUCUGCCUCACUCGCACCACAGGAAAAAGAAAGGAAAAAAAGACAGGCACAUAGUUGGAGCGAGGAAGGUACAGGUCGUUCUCCAGGGAGAUGGCAGCGAAGAUAUCCAAAGACGAGCUGGAGGAGCUGCGCGAAGCCUUCGGGAAAGUCGAUCUGGACAGUAACGGCUACAUCAACGACUACGAGCUCCAUGACCUUUUCAAAGAGGCCAACCUGCCCCUUCCUGGGUACAAAGUCCGUGAGAUCAUCCAGAAGCUGAUGAUCGAGGGGGACAAAGACAAGGACAACAGGAUCAGCUUCGAUGAAUUUGUUUCAAUCUUCCAGGAGCUUAAAAGUAGCGAUAUUGCAAAGACCUUCCGCAAUGCUAUCAACAAGAAAGAGGGCAUCCUGGCCAUCGGGGGCACGUCAGAGCUGUCCAGUGCAGGCACGCAGCACUCCUUCUCGGAGGAGGAGAGGUUUGCGUUUGCUAACUGGAUCAAUACUGCCUUGGAGAAAGACCCGGACUGCAAACACGUGCUGCCAGUGAACCCCACCACAAACAACCUCUUCAAGGCUGUAGGCGAUGGCAUCGUGCUGUGUAAAAUGAUCAACCUGUCCGUCCCUGAUACAAUCGACGAGAGGACAAUAAACAAGAAGAAACUGACGCCGUUCACAGCACAGGAGAACCUCAACCUGGCGCUGAACUCUGCUUCAGCUAUCGGCUGCCACGUGGUGAACAUCGGCGCUCUGGAUCUGCGCGAAGGAAAGCCGCAUCUGGUGCUGGGCCUGUUGUGGCAGAUCAUCAAGAUCGGCCUGUUCGCAGACAUCGAGCUCAGCAGGAACGAGGCGCUGGCAGCGUUGCUGCGGGAAGGCGAGACCCUUGAGGAUCUGAUGAAACUUUCCCCAGAGGAGUUGCUCCUGCGAUGGGCGAACUUCCAUCUGCACAACGCCGGCUGGCAGAAAAUCAACAAUUUCAGCUCCGAUAUUAAGGACUCCAGGGCGUAUUUCCAUCUCCUGAACCAAAUUGCACCCAAAGGCACUAAAGAGGGCGAGGAACGCAUAGACAUCAGCAUGGCCGGCUUCAAUGAGAAAGACGACUUGAAAAGGGCAGAGGCUAUGCUGCAGCAGGCUGAGAGACUUGGCUGCAGACAGUUUGUCACGCCCACUGACGUGGUGUCUGGAAACCCCAAACUUAACCUGGCGUUUGUGGCCAAUCUCUUUAACAAGUAUCCAGCACUGACCAAACCUGAGAACCAGGACAUCGACUGGGGCCUGCUGGAGGGUGAAACCAGAGAGGAGAGAACUUUCCGAAACUGGAUGAACUCCCUGGGUGUGAACCCUCAUGUCAACCACCUAUAUGGUGAUCUCCAAGAUGCGCUGGUCAUCCUGCAGCUCUACGAGAGGAUCAAGGUUCACGUCGACUGGAACAAUAAAGUCAACAAGCCGCCUUACCCGAAGAUCGGCUCGAACAUGAAGAAGCUGGAGAACUGCAACUACGCUGUGGACCUGGGGAAAACUACAGCCAAAUUUUCACUGGUGGGCAUUGGAGGCCAAGAUCUCAACGAUGGGAACCCCACCCUGACCCUGGCUCUGGUCUGGCAGUUAAUGAGAAGAUACACUCUGAACGUCCUCGAGGACCUGGGAGAGGGAGAGAAGGUGAACGACGACAUCAUCGUCAACUGGGUUAAUAAAACUUUGGCAGGGGCAGGAAAGAAGACAAAGAUUUCAAGCUUUAAGGACAAAGAGAUCAGCUCCAGCUUGCCAGUGUUGGACCUUAUAGACGCCAUCCAGCCAGGCUGCGUCAACUACGAGCUAGUAAAAACCGGCAGCCUGGCAGAGAGCGACAAGCUGGACAACGCUAAAUAUGCUGUAUCCAUGGCCAGGAAGAUCGGCGCGCGUGUGUACGCACUGCCUGAUGACCUGGUGGAGGUUAAGCCCAAAAUGGUCAUGACCGUGUUCGCUUGCCUGAUGGGUCGAGGAAUGAAGAGGGCGUAAAGAAAUAAAUGUAAUGAAUAAAAAUCUAAAAAAAAUUUAAUAAAAAAAAAAACGUAAGGACGUUCCGGCCAGUCAAAAGCCGACGUCUGACCCACAAGCCGUUUGCUGGAUGAAAGGCUUCAGGUUGAAUAAUUUAGCCAUAACAGUUAUGAAAAAAGAAGCAGAUGUUAAAGAAUCAUGUUUAAGUUUGGCAAGACGGGGGUUAUAUUUGUAAAUGGGGGAUUUAGAUAAAGAAGGGUGGGAUGUUUUUUUCUUUUCUUUUUUUUUUCUUCUUUUUUUUUCUAGACCAUAUUUAAGGUUCCAGCAGGUUCCGUGCCUGGUACAUGCCUUUCUACCUUAACGAUGCAAGAUGACCAAAACAUACCCCGCGAUGGAACCUAAGCCAUGUCGGACCGUGCCGUGGUGUAUUUUAAUUUGCAUAAUUGAUCAUGGAGGAAUGUACACAAGUGACUGGUGUCAUUUUAAACUAUUCAUCUUGAAUCUGACCGCUCUAAACCGGUGUGUGUGCGUGUGUGUGCGUGUGCGUGCGUGAACGAACAUGGAGACAAGGCCUUGCUCGUGUGCAGUAUUGUCUAUAUGCAGUACGUAAUCCCGUGGCCUCAUUAUAAGACAUCGGACGAGAUGCUUAUUUUUCCUAGCGUUUUAUACGUAAGUAGAGUUUCUGGUAAAGCAGUUAGACAUCCUACAUAAACAUCCUUUGCAGGCUGAAGCUUUAACACAUUCCAUAGUUAUGAUCUCAUUUUACUGUGUCUUAUGUACAUGUAUACUCCAAUGUGUUUGUUUUUUUUUUUUUUUUUUUUUUUUUUUUAAA
Messenger RNA from Ictalurus punctatus (channel catfish), 2903 nucleotides. It is a transcript of the gene pls3, whose product is annotated as plastin 3 (T isoform). The record is from RefSeq and is a predicted model, not a curated record. Bases 209 to 2092 code for a protein of 627 amino acids. Gene Ontology annotation, molecular function: calcium ion binding; actin filament binding. Gene Ontology annotation, biological process: actin filament network formation; actin filament bundle assembly. The transcript is spliced from 16 exons. Lineage: Eukaryota; Metazoa; Chordata; Actinopteri; Siluriformes; Ictaluridae. Gene Ontology annotation, cellular component: actin filament; cytoplasm; actin filament bundle.